This is a messenger RNA of Amaranthus tricolor (Joseph's coat), 2159 nucleotides long. RefSeq lists its product as uncharacterized. NCBI's taxonomy places the organism in Eukaryota, Viridiplantae, Streptophyta, Magnoliopsida, Caryophyllales, Amaranthaceae. The transcript is spliced from 7 exons. The coding region runs from base 179 to 1552 and encodes 457 amino acids. Gene Ontology annotation, molecular function: phosphoprotein phosphatase activity. The record is from RefSeq and is a predicted model, not a curated record.
CUCAUCAUCACCUGACUAUUCCAACUUUGGAAGUUAACCAAUCUUCUCUCUCCAAAACUCCUUUUUUUUCUCCCGUAGAGAGACUAGAAAGAGAAAGUAGAGAGAGAAACCGCCAUACUUGCUGCACUCGAGUGUUCUGUUGAUUGAAUCUACUGUCAAAAUAUCAAGCAUAGAGCAAAUGCCAUCACUAAGUAUGAAGAAUUGUGUGAAAGAGAAAACUUGUUUGCGUUUGUGUCACAAAUCAAGGACAAUAUCUAAAAGUUCGAACGUCAAAACUUGUCAGAGCUGCCCGGAAGUGUUCUCUAGCUGUGGAUUAAAUAACCAAAACACUGGAAUUGUAAGAACCGCCAACUUUGAUGAGGGGCAAAGUGAUGAAGGCUUCUUCAAGCAUCAUUUAGUCAAGUUUUCCAUUGGUUCUGCUAUGAUCGAGGGAAUGGAAUCAUCCUCGGUCUCAUGCUCGACAAACUUCGGGACUAUUUUCUCGCCCACUUUAUGUCAAAUUGAUGUUCGAGAUGUACCAAACACUAAUGAAAAUUCAGGAGUCAAUAUUCAUCCAGAAUCAUUCACUUCCAAUAUGGCUGAUGAAAGUAAUGGUAACAGUGGAAGUUUAUUUGACAACCAAGGUUCGGACCUAUCAGAUCUUAUCAGUUUGGACUGGAUUCCUUUAGGUUCAGAAUUUGAUGAUAUUGCUGAGAAACGUGUUCUCCCUGGACAUGGUACUGCAGAAUCAAAUAACUUCUUUGAUAGUACUGAUAGACACAUGGCGUUGCCCUUCUUGAAUGAUUCAGUGGAUUAUUUGAGCGAUAUGCUCUUACAACCAUCUGAAGACUCUAAUAAUUCAGACUUUUUGUACCCUUUAUCUAUUCAUGAGUUUCUCCUCAGCAAACAAGAAGCAGAUUGUGCUAGUUUUGACCCUGAUGAGGGACAAUAUUUUGAUCCGUACUUUUUUAUAAACUUGCCUGACUUGUCAGAAAUUGUGCCUAGUACCCGGCCGACUAUGUUGCCUAAGAAAUCACGAGAAUCCAAGUCGAUAACUUUGGUACUAGAUUUAGAUGAAACCCUUGUCCACAGUUCUUUGAAGCAUUGUGAAAAUGCCAAUUUUAGCUUUACAUAUUGGUUGAACAUGAAAGAACAUACUGUAUAUGUAAAAGAAAGGCCUCACCUUCGAACUUUUUUGAAGAAAGUAGCAGAAAUGUUCAAAAUUGUUAUUUUCACUGCUAGUCAAAGCGUUUAUGCAGAGCAACUUUUGGACAUACUAGAUCCUGAUGGGAAGCUUAUCUCUCACCGAGCUUAUCGUGAAGCAUGCAUUUUCGCUGAUGGCACCUGUACUAAAGACUUGACAGUUUUGGGUUUUGAUCUUGCCAAAGUUCUGAUUGUAGAUAACACUCCUCAGGUUUUCAGAUUACAAAUCAAUAACGGAAUUCCAAUAAAGAGCUGGUAUAAUGACCCUUCAGACAAUGAGCUAAUGUCUUUGAUCCCAUUCUUGGAGACCUUGACUGAUGUCGAUGAUGUACGCCCUCAUAUUGCUAGAAGAUUCGGUAACAAGGAAUAAGAGUCCCUUGUUUCAUCUAGAGUUAAACCUCUCAUUAGCCCAUUCAUCACCCCAUUUUUGCAAAAGCAAGAAACCAUUCAAAUGCCCCAUUCUCAUUUAUCCUUCUAUUUUUUAUUUGAUUUUUUUUAUAAUUUUCGUAAAAUAAAUUAGCUUUUCUGCUUAAGGUAGGUUUACUGUCUGGAAUAUUUUCUUUUCCUGGGUAUAUUGUGAUUCGUAUCGUUCCAGGAUUAUCUUUGUACAGUUAUAAGAUACUUAUUUUGCUUGAAACUGUAAAUGAUUCGGCUAUUCUCCUUAUUCUCAUGCUUGAAUAUAAUUAUUUCAGGCAUAGUUAUACUGAUGUGUUGCUGUUAUAUUUUUCUUCAAUCGGAUUAUUUUUCUUAAAUCAAGUCGAAUUAGGGUUUAAUUCAAUCUGAAUUGUCAUGCCUACACUAAAGUAUAUACAAACAAGAAUUGCAACAAACAAUGAAGACUACCAGCCUUCGUUGGAUAUAAAAUUGGCAAUUUUAGAACUUAACGCAAUGUUGUAUCUUUGAUUUCACUUAUGUUCGGAUUAAUAAUUACUCAAAAAUCAAAACAUAAACAAAAGUUUUUCAGUAUUGGUUACUCA